This is a messenger RNA of Sinocyclocheilus rhinocerous, 1750 nucleotides long. Its product is annotated as cingulin-like. Gene Ontology annotation, biological process: protein localization to cell-cell junction. The record is from RefSeq and is a predicted model, not a curated record. Lineage: Eukaryota; Metazoa; Chordata; Actinopteri; Cypriniformes; Cyprinidae. Gene Ontology annotation, cellular component: bicellular tight junction; myosin complex. The annotation marks the transcript as partial. The transcript is spliced from 10 exons.
CUGACCUUCUGUGUGUGUUUUCUUCAGGAAGCUCUGGAGAAACAAGCUCAACACGCUCAGACUGUGUCAGAAAAACUGUGGCUCGCCGAGAGAAACCUGGAGGAGCUGGAGCUGGAGAAGGAAACCAAAGCCAAGAAAGCUCUGGAACUCAGCAACACUGUUUUAAGACUGGAGACAGAGCUGGCAGACGCGCUGCAGGAGGGGAACCAGGCACGAGUGGAGCUGAGUUUGCAGCAGAAGCUGAGGGCUGAUGUUCAGCUGCGGAUGGAGGAGCUGGAGGAGAGCGUGCUGGAGAAAGACCAGGAGCUGCUGCGCCUCACACAGAUCGUCAGCAGACUACAGGGAGAGGUGUCAGGUAAGCUGAGUGAUAAGGAGCAGACGCUGGAGGAGGAGAUCCAGCUGCGGGAGCGUAAACAGCUCAAGCUGGCUCAGGAGAAGAUCAUCGAUCUGGAGGGAGAUCUGGAGGAGCUGAAGGAGAACGAGCAGCGAUGGGCGUCCAAACUCUGUCAGUCGGAGCAGCUGCAGAUCAAGCUCAUCCAGGAGAAAGAUCUCAACGAUCGGCUGGAGUGUGAGAAGGCCAUCCUGGAUAGACAGCUGCGGGAUCUGCGCAGAGAGAUGGAGGAGCUGCAGAAUAACAGAGUGGAGGUGGACUCAAUCACCAGAGCCGAGAUUAAAGCCAAAGAACUGGAGAACACACUGCGCACCGAGGAGAGGAAUAAAGUGGUGAUGAACAACACCAUCAGCAAACUGGAGAAGAAGAUCCACGAGCUGAUGGAGCAGAUGGAGGAGGAGCACAAGAUCUCCACCGAACAGAGAGAGCUGAUGAAUCAGCGCAUCCGUUCACUGAAGCGGCAGCUGAACGAGGCCGAGGAAGAGGCGAGUCGACGAGACGUCCAGCACCGACACACACACAGAGAACUGAUGGAGGAGAGAGAAACUAACAGCCGCCUGCAGAGACAACUGCUGGACCAACAGCUGCACAACAAGAGGAAAGAGUCGAGACAAACUCUGGAAAGCCUGAAGCUGAACCUGAGUGAAGAGGAUGAUGAUGAUGAGGAAGAGCAGCAACAGAGCCAAUCCAAACCCACAGAGAAGCAGAUCUCUCAGGUGUGACGGGACCAGACCUAACCGCAGCUAAAACUACAUCAAAAACUGACAAACCCCAAUGUAAACCUGCUGUUUCCCCUCAAAUAUCAAAGACUUCAAACCAAAACAGAUCACACAAACCACUUGAGUCCAGGUCUACGAGAGAGAGAGAGAGAGAGAGACCGGAUCCAGAGAAGCUCCGCAUUAAACAGGAAGUGGUAAACACUGUGGAAAAGCUCUUUCCUGUGGACUGACGCUCUUAGGAUUUUAUUGACAGGUUCUUUCAGGAGAAUCUGCUUCGCCGUCACUGCCAGAUCUGGUUACAGUAAGCUAUCGUGUGCAUUAGUUCUUUAUCAAGCUCUCCUUUCUGUUUCUGUUGUUAUUUUCAGUUCAAUCAGCUGUUUACAUUAUGCACAUAUUAAUAUAAUGGAGAUAGGAAUGAAUAUUGCUGAUGAAGUGUUUGUGUAUUUGCAUGCGUUCAGCGAUCAGGACGGCUGAUGUACGGACCUGUGCUGAUUUUCUUCUUCUGAAGGUUUUUAGGGAAUCCUCUUUAUUAAGUGUUAAUGAUGCUGUGUGUCUGUGAAAUACAGCAGCAGUUUCUGCUCCAGGCUGUUCACAAGUUUAAUGUGGAACUACCAAAUGGUAAUAAAAUAUUAUAAACCAA